Lineus longissimus is the source of this 7455-nucleotide messenger RNA. Its product is annotated as serine-rich adhesin for platelets-like. Bases 148 to 6324 code for a protein of 2058 amino acids. The transcript has 13 exons. Gene Ontology annotation, molecular function: microtubule binding. The record is from RefSeq and is a predicted model, not a curated record. Lineage: Eukaryota; Metazoa; Nemertea; Pilidiophora; Heteronemertea; Lineidae.
GCCAUCGGGGCUGCCAAGGACGAAGAAGACAGAGUGGGAGAGGUCCAAGAAAACAUUGAACGCCUCCGCCACGAGCGAGCGGAGAAGGCUCGACUUCGAGGGAAGCACGCCCUCUAUAAGGAACACUUGAAGUUUGAGUACGACAACAUGCUACAUGACCUCAGUGACCUUCAGCGGGAGGAUAUUAACCGUCGGCAACGAGAAGUAGCUAAUAUUCCUCGCUCGAUCUUCCAACCACCUCACCGCCGCCUGGUGGAGAAAGAGGAAACCCAAAAGGACAUGGAGACUGCGUUUGAGGAUAUGUUCAUGAGGCAGACUGAUCAAAUGGGCGAUGUAAGCCUUGCACUAGAUCCUCACCCUGUGCCGGAGAGUCCUGCUGUAUCGGACAAUCUUAACGUUAGUUAUGAAGAUGACACAGAGAUGGCGUCGCACGGGCCUGAGAAAUUUGAAGACAAACGGGCGGCUGCCUUGAAGGAUAUCACAGACGGCUUGGGUGAUAAACAAAUGGAUGGAAAUAAAUCAUUGAAGAAGCUGAUGAACAGGAUCAAAGAUCAGCGAGAUGCGUGGAUCACCCAGAACACGCAAGAGGAACCAGAGCAGGAUAUGCUCCAGCCUCCUGCUACAGUAGAGAGGAGCCCACUGACAGUGCCAUCCCCGCAUGAUCGAUCCCCAUCGCAGUACAGCGUCACGUCCUCAGAGACUGGGAUGUCGUCCCCUGGUGAUGAGGUGCCACGACCGCGUCUGGCCCAGGGCGUCCGGCAGGUCCACUUCGGUGAUGAAGGACCAAGAGUCCACCGCCAUGCACCCUCUGCCACCCCGAAACCACCUGUAUUAGAACCACCCCGACCAUUAGAUGAUGGUGUCUUACGCCACCCCCUGGAGGAGGCCGCAAAGAUCAGGGCAGCGGCCCAGCGACAGAUAAUGAACGUGGACAAACAACUAAUUAAUUUUGAAACAGUUCGAGCUAAGGAAGACUUGGAUAACAUCUCCAUCGUCAAGCACGACACAAGUACACUGGGUCAGCAGGCUCGGCAGCAGAGGAUACAACUCGAGGAGCACUCGAAAGAAAUCGAACGAAAGAUUGCUGAGCUGGAAACCAAGCGAAAUAUGAUUGAGGAGCGAGAAAGCAUUAUAAAAUCAAGACCAGGGAGUCUGUAUCCACAUGAAACGCUCCCUGGUGCCAAUCAACCAAACUAUCUUGCUACGUCUGCUCCUGCUCCUGUUUCAAGACCUGGAUUGCCUGUCCGUGAUCCGAGCACGAGAGCGUAUGACUGGAUGGCCCCGAGCACUCUGCCAGCGCGUCCUGAAGUUUACGCCGCACCUCGUCCCCAGGAGGAUCAUCUUCAGCGUUUACGAGAUUAUCAGCGGUCGUUGCUUGAGCGACAUAAGUCCGCGACUCAAACGCCAUCCACUUCAUUUUCGUCGAGAUCAGAUCCUGAUGCAUCAGCUGUAUCUGCCGGUUAUCUGUCGUCAUCCGUUUAUGGGCAGCCAGGAGGGAGGCCGCAGUAUGCUCUCUAUCCUAAACAAGACCUGCCAAGUGCAGGCCAGGCAGCCCAAAUUUCCAGACCACAAACCGUAGAUACCUCGAGGCAGUAUGGAGCUGUGUCGAGAUCUGCUCCAGUUGAGCCCCUAGGUCUAUUGAGGCAGCCUCAAUCAGUUGAUACCCAAGACAUCUCAAGGCAGACAAGUGGUCUCGACACCUCGUCAAGGGGGAGGUCCCCUGAGCCUGCGAGGAGGACAUGGCCAGAAGUUUAUCCACCGAUUAGGAGACGAUCGCCAGAUCAGUAUCAAGCUCCAGUUCUAACUGGACCAACUCCUGCGGCAGACCUGUCGUCUGCUACUCGUCAAUUGUUCAGUUUCGAGCAGACGUCACCGAAACAGAGAAGUCCACCAAGAGUUAGUCCACCGAAAGUUGAUUCCGGUCAUUUUGAAAGACCGGUGCAGAUGUCGAUGCGGUCUCCUCAGAGCUUGUUGGAGAGACCGGAACAGAGGCUGGAUGAGACUGGGAGGUUCAGCUAUCCACCUGAGGGUGUGAGUGAUACUUCUGAGGCAGCGACCCGUGCUAGCUAUCCAUACCAUCCUCUGGAGGAAAGCGCCAGAGGGACUUCAAUGCUGAGGCGAGUCUCUCCUCAUGUCUCUCCGACUGCUCGCGUUGACCCCCCAGAAUUGGACGAUCAGAUGAAAAUCGCGGAGAUUUACGAGAGACAGCAGCAGAUUGAGCAACGCAAGGAAGCACUGCAACGAGAACUGGAGGAAGUCCGGCGUCAGAAGAAGGAGCUCCUUGGCCGCGCUCUUGAACAGCAGGCGUCACCAGGAGAAAACUGGACUCAGAAGUUACAGGAAUGGAUGGCACCGCUUGGCAUGUCGACACAGGGAUUUGAAGCAACGCCAGAUCGCACACGCGCAAGCAUCAGCUCGGAAGACCACACCGUCGAAAUCGAUGAAAAACUUAUCGAAGAACUCGACCAGAUGUAUUCAGACGAGAGCUCUCCUGAAUCUGAGGCUGGAAAGAGACCUCGUCCGCCGCCAUUGUCGAAGAAAAUUGUUUUCCGUGAAGAUACGGUCCCACAUGAGCUGAGUACGAUUCCGGAAGUUGAGACUCCGAAGAGCGAUAGAACUGGACCAAGUAUCCCAAGCCCUGGAACGAUCGCGUCGGCAUCUUUUUCAACCUUGGAACCGUCGCCGAGGAUUCCUUCUGCGUCGUCGACACCGAAUACAACACCUAGUGGCAGUCCCGUGAAACUGAUCACAAUUAGUAAAGAUGGUGACACGACUAUCUCGGAAUUGAUUCAGUCGCAGAGGGAGACGACGCCGGUUGGUAGUCCGACGUCUGUCCGUAAGCAAUACUUGGAGCGGGGGUAUGAGCCGUCGCCAGGGGGCAUCAUCCAUAUGACGCCAUCUGCUGGGGGAUCUCAAGACGAAUCGGGGCGUAGAUCUGAGCCUUCACGCAGGGCUGAGGAGCUCUCGUACCGGACACCUAGCCCAUCUCUGGUAAUCCCACCGAAGAGGAAAACACCUGUCUUCAAGGAGAAACUUGAUGGGGAUGACCUUCUGAAGCGACUGAGUGUCGGCAAGGGAUCCCAGUCAAUGAGGACCCCACCAGCAACCUGGUCGACUGUUUUGCAAGAUGAGAGUCCUGGCUUAUCUUCUGGUCUGAUCUCGAGCGAUGAGACACGCACCAGUGGUGGUGAAGACCGUUUCUCAAGCCUGACGUCGCAUACGAUCACAUCUACUGACCAAUCGACGCUGCAGGAGAAAUCCACGAUGUCACUUCGCGAGAGAUUGGCUGCUGGGAUAUCUGGUGCGAGUGAAUCGUCAAGUCCGUCCGACUCCCACAUGACCGGUGCAAGCCCGAUGGUUCAUUUAGCACAAAAGAACAUAGAAAUAUCGCAGUACCAGAUUUCUUCAAGCGAGUCGGAGGCGACAGAAACGACUACGUCGUCUUCCAUGAUCACCGGCUCUUCUACAGAAAUGUUCGAGCUGAUGGCCUAUACAACUGGGACAAGCUCAUCAGAAACGCCACAGACCAGCUUGGGAGAGGAGCGUGUGCUCGCACGGAAAUCAGCACAGGAGCUAACCCAGCAUACCAUUACUUCACAGGAUGAUACGACUUUGAUGCCAUCAUCCAGGGCCAGCCCAAAACAAGAUUUGACACAGUAUUCCAUUGCGUCUGCUGAUGAGACAAAGAAGAGUCCAGAAGAACGUCGUCCAAAACAAGAUCUUACGCAGUACUCUAUGGUAUCAACAGAUGAAACUCAAGUCAACUCCAAAGAGGAUUUGACCCAGUACUCUAUGGUGUCCCCUGAUCAGACUCGAGUCGGCCCGAAACCAGAUCUGACCCAGUACUCGUUUGCUUCUGUGGAAGAGACGAGACCAAGUCCGUCGGAUAGAGAGAGCAUGUUGCAGAGUCUCAUCCAGUACACAAUCACGUCCGGAGAUGUUACAAGGCCAAGUUCAUCAGAGAAAAGCAGCCCAGUGCAGAUGCAGGAUCUUACGCAGUACUCGAUUGCUUCUGAAGAUGUAACAAGGCCAAGUCCAUCAGACAGGUCUGAGAAAGCCAGCCCAAUGCAGAUGCAAGACUUGACGCAGUAUACUUUAGGAGAGUCCACACCGUCUGACUCUGAAUCCCCUGGAGAGAGAAGAAAUGUACCUGGUCUGAGAGUAGAGCCAGCAACACCCCUACCUGGGUCUGGUAGACCCAGUUCUGCCGCAAGUGAUAUAAGGAGGGAUACUAUUGGAUCCAUGGAGACGCCUGGACCUCUACAGUACCAUGACCUUACCCAGUACAGCUUGACAUCACAAGAUCGCACCAGGUAUAGCCCAAUGGAUGAGACGGCCAAAACUGAUCCAAGCCCUUCCCACGGGCAGCAAGAGCUCACACAGCACUCAAUACACUCGGACAAUGGUAGCUCGACACCAGAUCAGGCCAGGUUACCCGAUCUGACACAGUACAGUAUCCCAUCGGACGAACUGAGUCCCUACGAGAAGACAAACGUCAUGCAAGAGCUAUCCCAGCAUACUUUAACGACGGGUACUGAGAGUGCGGGUUCAGAUUUCGUCAGUCCCAGGUCUGAUAUGUCUCAACAUGCCAUUGAAUCUGAUUCAUCAAAGAGUACAGUGGUUGAAGAGUCGAUGAGAAAAGAUGGUACCCUGAUGCAGAGCCCUCAACCAGACUUGACCCAGAUCUCCAUGUCCACUGAACAUUUGACUCCCAAGGGUACAGGGCCCCGUCAACCUGAUUUGACCCAGUAUUCACUCAUCUCGGACAGUGACGCCCCACAGCCGAGUGUCAUCAAAUCCGGACAAGGUGUUUCUUUAGGGGAGAUGAUCACGCCCAAGCCGACGGAGAAAGCAGCUGAACUUAGCCAGCAUCCGAUUACAGAGCAGUCGGUUUAUCCCGAGUCCAGUCCGGGCAGUAGCGAUUUCAGCACGCUGACUCCACAGGAUUCUGCCGUUGCCGAGUUGACUUCUGUUAGUAACGUGCCAAGUCCGGACAUGUCGAACAAAAGUCCAGAUGCUUCCAUCAGCCAGUACCCUGUCCCAUUGUCGGACUUGUCUUAUAGUCAGCACCCUUUACCACAAAGUGAUCUGUCAGCUAGCCAGCAUCCUAUUCCGCAGUCUGACCUCUCGGUUAGCCAGCAUCCUGUGCCAGCGUCUGACUUGUCAGCGAGUCAGCACCCGAUUCCGCCGUCAGACGUCGAUGUCACACAAGUACCAUUCCAGACGGACAUGUCAACCACGCAGCAGACGUUGCCGCCGUCCGAUGCAUCAAUUUCUCAGCAUUCUAUCCCCGAUUUGUCAGUCAGCCAGCACCCCAUGACGCAGACUGAACACUCAAUCUCUCAGUACCCAGUCAGUGAGGGAAGUGAUAAAGGUACUCCGGCAACGUCUGUUUGGUUGACGGACGCGUCAAGGCAGACGGACACCUUCCUACAGCGACGUGAUGUUGACCGUCAGAUCGAGAGCGAAUCUUCCUACCUCUCACGGAGAGAACUGUCGUCUUUUGACUACCGACAUGAUUCGGGAUCCGAAUCUGGCGAAUCACAAACGGACAGGAUCGUUGCUGAUACCAAGCGACUGAGGGAGAAGCACUUUGGUGCAAAGUCAUCAGAGGAACUAACUUUCGAGACGUUGUCCGGUGAAGAGUUUGGCAUCAUGGACGAGCCAGAGUUGACAUUCAGUUCCCUCGUCUCUGAGACGACCAGCGAUCCUGGUACGCUGACAUCCGGCGCUGAAGAUGAGGGUGAGCUGACGUUUACUGGCGAGCAGUCCGACUCGUUGUUGUCGUUUCAAGAACAUGAGAUGUUGGCCGGAGAGGAUAGCUUGGUGAGCUUGACUCCCGAGACUUCGGCCAUGACGGAGGAAUUUCCUGAUGCGUCCACCUCCACUCAGGGCUCCCUUCAAGAAGCAUUCGCCAAGCGACGUGAGGCGUUUAUCAAGAAGUCGCAGAGGCGAGUGAAGGAGAUGAAGACAAAGCCAACACAGGAAAAAGCUGGGGCCGAUUCGCUUGGGAAGACGUUGGCAUCUUGGAAGAAAAGUCGAGCUAUCAAUACUGGAACUUCUGGUGGUGCUGCUGCCCCCACGGCUGGUGCAAAGCCGAAGAUCGCGAUGACAGUCAAAACGCAAGAGGACAGGAAGAACUACGAGAAGGAGAUGAAGAAGAGGACGGGCAGGUUGUACAGCAACCUUGAUGAGGUGAAGGGGCGUAAGGCGGAGAAGGAUCGACAGAAAGAAUAUAAGGAGAAUAGGGAGAAAGCCAAGGAGUAUCAAAAGAAAAUUUUGGAGCAAGUCAGGAAGAAAGGCAAUGGAAAUGGAAAGAAAUAACUUCGAAGGACCCGCACUCUUGAUGGACGUGAACAUUUCUCAAUCCUGUCCGUGUGAGAGAUUCAGAAAUCUUUGAGAUUCGACGUGUUGACAUUGGUGUUUCCCUGAACUAAGUAUUGGGUAUGGCCUGUUGCAACAUGUAUCAGAUGAAUGGCUUGGGCCACCAGGAAGAAGUGUUCAAGUUCAAUUAAAAAAUCUUGUACGUGCAUUUUGAAGUCAUUGCAUAAUGUAUUUCAAGAACUUGCUAACAUUUUUGUCAACAGUGUGUGACUAGUUCGAGCAUGAGAAGACAAGUUAUUCUUUGAGUGAAUAAAAAAUCAUGACAUUGUAAAUAGAUGUAUAAAAGGAUUUUAAAACUACUGUACAUAAACAAUACAUUCAAAUGACAGUUUGAUACAUGAUCUAGUUACUUGUAUAUUACUCUGGCAGGCCAGGGGAACUUAAAAAUGUGUUUUUUGACACAGCGUGUACUUAAAGUAGCUGUAGACGCAAUCAUUUUUGCAUGGGGAGUCUUUCAAUUUUUUGUUUUAGAUGGGUUUCUUUUGGAGUAAUGUUGCAGGACGGGUUAUUCAGGGGGGUUUUAUUGCAAAGGGUUGGGGGAAGUUCAACUGGCUCCGCUCCCUUUCAACAGAAGAAAGUAAGAUGCUGAGUUAUUUUUAGAACACUACUGCUAAGUUAUCAGUAGGAUAGCUUCAUCAUUCACUGCCAGUUCUGUAUAUUCUGCUGAGCUAAAUCCAUAUUCGUUCACUGCCAGUUCUGUAUAUUCUGCUGAGCUAAAUCCAUAUUUGUUCACUGCCAGUUCUGUAUAUUCUGCUGAGCUGAAACCAUAUUCAUUCACUGCCAGUUCUGUAUAUUCUGCUGAGCUAAAACCAUAUUCGUUCACUGCCAGUUCUGUAUAUUCUGCUGAGCUAAAAGCAUAUUCGUUCACUACCAGUUCUGUAUAUUCUGCUGAGCUAAAACCGUAUUCGUUCACUGCCAGUUCUGUAUAUUCUGCUGAGCAAAAUCCAUAUUCGUUCACUGCCAGUUCUGUAUAUUCUGCUGAGCUAAAUCCAUAUUCGUUCACUGCCUUUUGUAAACAAUGCCAUUUCAUGAUAUUGCUUUCUCCUUGUAAUGAGCUGGGAUCUUACAGAA